Molecule: messenger RNA, 1145 nt
Organism: Setaria italica (foxtail millet)
Lineage: Eukaryota; Viridiplantae; Streptophyta; Magnoliopsida; Poales; Poaceae
Product: UPF0603 protein Os05g0401100, chloroplastic
Exons: 3
Coding region: 102-965 (287 amino acids)
Source: RefSeq, a predicted model, not a curated record
CAAACGGACGCUGGGCGCAGCAGAAACUCCAGCGAUCUGCGCCCUCACAACCGCGCGCGAUUCCUCUCCUCUUUUCCCGAGCUCCCGCGGCGGCAGCAGCAAUGGAGACCCUCCUCUCCCCCUCCACAUUGUUCACCCCUCUCCGCGGCACCAGGAGCGUCUCGGCCAGGUCCACCGUCUCCUGCGCCGCGCUCAAGAAGCAGCAGCAGGCGGCGGCUCUCGCCGCUUCCGCCUCCUCCCAUGGGUACUCCGGCAGCGGCGGCGGCAGGAGCUGGGUGUCGUUCCUGCACCACGGCCUGGCGGCGGCCGCGCUGUCUCUGGCCAUCAGCCUGGGCCCGGCGCCCGCGCCGGCCGUGGCAUCCGAGUUCGACGUGCUGAACGACGGGCCCCCCGUGGACUCGUACGUGGUGGACGACGCCGGCGUGCUGAGCCGCGUGACCAAGUCCGACGUCAAGCGGCUGGCCCGCGACCUCGAGGAGCGCAAGAACAUCCGCCUCAACUUCAUCACCGUCCGCAAGCUCACGAGCAAAGCGGACGCGUUCGAGUACGCGGACCAGGUGCUGGAGAAGUGGUACCCGACGAUUGAGGAGGGCAGCAACAAGGGCAUCAUCGUGCUCGUCACCAGCCAGAAGGAGGGCGCCAUCACCGGCGGCCCCGCCUUCGUCCAGGCCGUCGGCGACCAGAUCCUCGACGCCACCGUCUCCGAGAACCUCCCAGUGCUGGCGACGGACGAGAAGUACAACGAGGCGAUCUUCAGCACGGCGAAGCGGCUGGCGGCGGCGAUCGACGGGCUGCCGGACACGGGCGGCCCGUCGUUCAAGGAGAACAAGAGGGAGUCCAACUUCAAGACCAAGGAGGAGACGGAGGAGAAGCGCGGGCAAUUCACGCUCGUCGUCGGAGGCCUGCUCGUCAUCGCCUUCGUCGUGCCCAUGGCGCAGUACUACGCCUACGUGUCCAAGAAGUGAGCUGAGUCCUAGCGUGCUGUACAGUAAUUUUACACCGAAGAGGAAAAGUUCAUUUCCCACUCUCAGGGUGAGCAGAGCUUUCUUCUGUUGGAGGAAUUCUUAGAGGUGAACGGAGAAUGGUUAAUUUUUCCUGCGGUAGCAUAUAUACAAAUAAUAACUGCAUAUAUUUUUAUGUUUUCA